This is a messenger RNA of Ictidomys tridecemlineatus (thirteen-lined ground squirrel), 1997 nucleotides long. It is a transcript of the gene Psmd9, whose product is annotated as proteasome 26S subunit, non-ATPase 9. The record is from RefSeq and is a predicted model, not a curated record. Lineage: Eukaryota; Metazoa; Chordata; Mammalia; Rodentia; Sciuridae. Gene Ontology annotation, cellular component: nucleus; cytoplasm. Gene Ontology annotation, molecular function: protein binding. Gene Ontology annotation, biological process: proteasome regulatory particle assembly.
CCCCUGUCUCCUCCGGGGUCCGUGACCGGAAGCCGGGCGUCCAGGAUCCCAGACAGCGGUCCGCGAUGUCGGAUAGGGACGCGGGGCAGAGUGGAAGCUCCUCGGGGGCCCGAGCGGCGACUGUCAGCGACAUCCACGAGCUGAUGCGUCGCAAGGAGGAGAUCGAGGCGCAGAUCAAGGCCAAUUACGAAGUGCUGGAGGGCCAAAAAGGAGUUGGGAUGAACGAGCCACUGGUGGACUUCGAGGGCUACCCCCGGGCAGACGUGGACGUGUACCAGGUCCGCACCGCGAGGCACAACAUCAUCUGCCUGCAGAAUGAUCACAAAGCGGUGAUGAAGCAGGUAGAAGAGGCCCUACACCAGCUGCAUGCUCACGACAAGGAGAAGCAGGCGCGGGACUUGGCUGAGGCUCAGGAGGAGGCCAUGAGCCACAGGAUGAGCCACAAUGAGGGCCACGGCCUGUCGCAGGCCUUCGCCAAAGUGAACAGCAUCAGCCCUGGCUCUCCAGCCAGCAUUGCGGGUCUGCAGGUGGAUGAUGAGAUUGUGGAGUUUGGCUCUGUGAACACUCAGAACUUCCAGUCGCUGCACAACAUUGGCAGUGUGGUGCAGCACAGCGAGGAGAAACCCCUGAAUGUGACAGUAAUCCGUAGAGGGGAGAGACACCAGCUCAGGCUUGUUCCAACGCGCUGGGCCGGGAAAGGCCUGCUGGGCUGCAACAUCAUUCCUCUGCAAAGAUGACUGUCCCUGGGAAACAGUAACAGGAAAGCUUCUUCCCUUGCCCUGCCCGAGGGCCUGGUGGGGAUUUCCUCAUUCUCUUCACUCCCAAAGAGUAAGGAUCUGGAAGAGGCUGGAAGCUGGACGUCUAGGUGGUGGAGAUGCUGUGGCCUCCCAAUGUAUCUCUCUGGAUUAAGGCCUUAAAAACAAGAUUUGUGCUUGGCAUCUUUGGCACAUUGGGCCAUGUCCCAAAAUGGGAAUUCUCUGGAUUGUGGGCAAGUGGGUGGGAGUUAUUCUGGCAGGCGCCCAUGUGACUUUAUUCCUUUAGGAAUUUUGUUUUUCAAAUAAACACUGUUUUGCAGUUCUGAUAAGACUGUGUUGUCACCCAAGCUUAAUUUAUUAGGAACCUCUCAAAACCUAAGCUCAGAUGGGGUUGAAAUAUUCUUAAAGUUGGGCAAAACAAAACAAAAAAAACAGCAAUUGGGCUGAAGUCAAGAUUUGACCAGCAACUUUCUUUGCAUUGAACCAUUGCUACUCUGGACACAGUAGUUUGGUAUCCUUAGCCUCUGAGCCUCUACAGCCACCAUAGCUCCCUUUGGAGAAUGAGGAAAGCCAGGAGGUUCCCUGGGUGGCCCAGUGUGUGCCAGCUUCCUCUUCAGUAACUCACCAGAGGGCAGCAAGCUCCCUUCACUUCUAGAAUAAAAACUCGUGCAAAUUUACUUCUAAAUUGACUUUUUACCCUCGAACUUUCCAGCCAUGUCCUAAGAACAACAGUUUUGUGAAUUAAGGUAUGCUCAAAAUUGUGUUUACAGAUCUGACUGUUGAAGAUGCUGCUGCUUUCUGCCUUUCAUUCUCUCUUUUAAGAUGUCAGAUGGGUUUCAGUGAUUCCUGGGACUCUGCAUCUUAAUUUCUUGUUCCAGUGUUUAUUUCCCCAGCUCUUGCAGACCACUUUGUGUUUUGGGGGAGGUGUGCCACAUUCUGCCAGGAAGCCUGCAUUACUUAGGAUUGGAUUUUCUAGAGUUAGAUGCAGAUACUAGCUUCCCCUGAUGGCAGUCGAUAUUGGUGUGUGCUUCCACGGUGGGUUUUCAUGCUCAAUUUGAAAGGCAUCGUAGGAGCAUCUUCUCACAACUGUCCUGCCGUACAGCCUCACGUCUUCCCUCUUAUAGCCACAGACAUGCUGUGUACCAGUGGAUGCUGUAUAAAUUCCAUGUUCUGAUUACAAGUAUUUUCCAUCUCUUUUUGUAAAUCCCAGACUAUAAUAAACAGCUUGCACCAUUCAGUUUA